ACAGUGAGUGAGAGAGAGUAUCUAGCCUCACCCACAUCUAGCCAAUCAAAUUCCUCCAAUCCAUUUGUCCAUGAUUCCCCUCCAAUCCUCCCUUCACUCAUUCCUUAUCUCUUUUAUUAAUUUCUUACUUCUCCCUCCCUCCCUUUCCUGAUGGCCUCCUAAUCCACACAACCCCACAACACUCUCUCUCUCUCUCCUCCCCCUCUCUCCUCAUGGCCACCAACUCCCUCCAAUCCCACCACCACUCUCUCCUCAGGCUCCACCCCAUAGACUCCCCUCCCACCACCCUCCCCACCUCCUCCCUCUUCCUCAAACCAACCACCACCACCACUCCUCUCUCCCACUCUCUCUCCUCCACCGCCUUCUCUCUCAUCUCCCCCACAACGCCAUCCACCACCCAAACCGACCCCCUCUCCUUCGACCUCCUCCACCACCACCUCUCCGCACAGGACUUCCGGCAGGCCGACGAGGAGACCCGGCGCCUCCUCAUCGCCCUCGCCGGCGACCAAGCCCGGAAGCGCGGCUACAUCUUCUUCUCCGAGGUCCAGUUCAUCUCCCCGACCGACCUCCAGUCCAUCGACGGCCUCUGGAGAGCCCACAGCGACGACCGGUUCGGGUACAGCGUGCAGCGAAAGAUCUGGAAGAGAGUGAACAAAGACUUCACGAGAUUCUUCAUGAAGGUCGGGUGGAUGAAGAAGCUCGAUACAGAAAUGGAGCAGUACAACUACAGGGCUUUUCCGAACGAGUUCAUCUGGGAGCUGAACGAGGAAACUCCCGAGGGGCACUUGCCGUUGACGAAUGCCCUGAGAGGGACCCAGCUUCUGAACAGCGUUCUGAGCCACCCCGCUUUUGAUGGUGCCAAGGAGGAUGAAGAGGGAGAAGAAGAGGUUUUUGAGGAGAAAGGGAGUGGAAAUAGUAGUGGAGGGUUGAAAACAUUGGGCAAGGGAGUGUUCAAAUCAGACUAUAGUUUUUGAGCUGAUUUUAUUUUAAUUUUUGGAUUUUUGGAAAGUAAUGAUAUAUGAGAAUAAAUUCCUUAGGUCUCAAUCAAUAAAAUAUGGCGACAUGGCGCAAUAUAAUUGAUUUAGAAGAAACAAAUAUUUACACCGACGAUGUAAAGAAUUUAAUCUCAUGAUAUAUAUAUAAAGUUGGGACUUGUACGUGUUUACAUUGUGAGGAGAUUGGAAAAGGGUUGAGUGAUUUUUCUACUAAAGAAA
Rhododendron vialii is the source of this 1214-nucleotide messenger RNA. Its product is annotated as tetrapyrrole-binding protein, chloroplastic. Lineage: Eukaryota; Viridiplantae; Streptophyta; Magnoliopsida; Ericales; Ericaceae. The record is from RefSeq and is a predicted model, not a curated record. The coding region runs from base 213 to 974 and encodes 253 amino acids. Gene Ontology annotation, cellular component: chloroplast. Gene Ontology annotation, biological process: chloroplast-nucleus signaling pathway. Gene Ontology annotation, molecular function: tetrapyrrole binding. The transcript has a single exon.